This is a messenger RNA of Drepanopeziza brunnea f. sp. 'multigermtubi' MB_m1, 1458 nucleotides long. RefSeq lists its product as uncharacterized. NCBI's taxonomy places the organism in Eukaryota, Fungi, Ascomycota, Leotiomycetes, Helotiales, Drepanopezizaceae. The record is from RefSeq and is a predicted model, not a curated record.
AUGGCCACCCACCCACCAUCUGGCGGGGCCGAUGAAUCCCAGCCUGAUCAGAAGAUCGAGGAGCAAUCCGAUAGUCUUGUAGCUGAGACCAAAAAGCUCGCCGAAGAAAUGCAUCGGCGGUGUCGAGUCCUACUCGAUGAGCUCCUACAGUUCCAGGCGCAUCUCAAAGCGUUGAAGAAGGAAGCUCGAGUCGAGGUCAGGUGCUUCAAAGGCGGCGUUCAGUCAGAACUGCGGAUACUAGGCAAGCUCCUAAAAUCAGAUCCGGCGGAUCCGAAAACAGCUCACGGGCUUCGAUCCUCCAAUCUUUCAUUUUACGGACUGGUGUGGUCGAUAGCGAAGACUUGCAGGAGCGUCAUCGGUCUUGAGAAGAAGUUUUUUAAGAUACAUGCCAAGGCUGAUAUCGUAUCAGAGGACGGCUUAAGUUGGACAAUGGUAUCUUCAGUGACAGAAAAAAAGAUCAUAUGGGACUUGGCAAAAGCAGGCUGGGUAGAUUCUUGUGGUGAGAGUGAAGAUGAUUUCGAGGUGCUCGAAGACGACAAACCAGAAGGACUCUUGAGGCAAGUCGAGGCUCUUGUUAAAGCGUCCCGAGCUACUGUCGUCCAUGGCCGACAUCCCAAGACCACACUCGUGCUACCCAAAAUCAAAGCUGUCCCGGAUUCCAAGGAAGUAGGAGCCAUUCUACAGAAGAUCAGAAAUAUGGGCGUUGUCAUUCUUACAUCGCAAGAGUUGCCUACCGGACCUCCUCUACCGGCUGACGCUAUCGAGCAAAUGGCAGCUGACAGACUGAAUUGCUUCUCCGACACCCUCAAUAUUGACUGUACUAUACUACUUGCAUUUGCGAGUGACCUAUCUCACGGGAGAGUUGAGCCAGCACAAUGGCAUAAUCGUGCAAUAGCCAGACAGAUCGAAAUAGAGGCCGAAGACCUACUACUACCAUCCAGUCUCUGGCCGGCAUGCGGCAGUAGGAAGCUUGUAACCACCAAGGAAUCAGCAGACAGAAUGCGGGAGAUUAUCAAAACCAUCGGCAGUGAGGACGAGAGCAAGCGAGCCUCGCUUCUCCUCGGUCUCGACGAGAACUCACACCUGCCCCAAGAACAGCUCGUCAAGCACUUCCAGACCCUGACAGAUUACCCCGUGCCGGCCGAAUGGUCGCUACCCAUCAAAAUCGUAGACACCGAUAUGGCAACCAUAAUUACCAGUCUCCCCGCCUUCGCGGAGAACGUCGCGGAAAAAUUGACGCCCAUCAACCGAUCGGUCUUCUUUUACGGCUGGGCAAAUCGCAUGACGAUACUGAGCAGCAACGCGGGCGUGGCAAAGGUUUUUGACCACGCCGUUGAGCAGAGCAGUGAUCCCGAUAGUGCCGGCCCGGAUAUAUGGCUGUCGCCGACGUGCCGGUCGCUAGUCGGAAAGGAGAAAAAGCGAAGGGGUUUCACUGAGAGGGAGGAGGGGACUUUGUGA